Messenger RNA from Durio zibethinus, 735 nucleotides. RefSeq names its product agamous-like MADS-box protein AGL61. Gene Ontology annotation, molecular function: protein dimerization activity; RNA polymerase II cis-regulatory region sequence-specific DNA binding; DNA-binding transcription factor activity, RNA polymerase II-specific. Gene Ontology annotation, biological process: positive regulation of transcription by RNA polymerase II. The record is from RefSeq and is a predicted model, not a curated record. Lineage: Eukaryota; Viridiplantae; Streptophyta; Magnoliopsida; Malvales; Malvaceae.
AUGGCUACUCUAAAGCAAACCAACAACAAAGAAAACAAAAGCAGCAGCACCACCAAGGCAACGAGAGGCCGCCAGAAGAUUCAGAUAAAGAAACUUGAAGACGAAAGCAGCCGCCAAGUCACUUUCUCAAAGCGCCGCAAUGGUUUGUUCAAGAAAGCCAGUGAGCUUUGCGUUUUGUGUGGUGCAAACAUUGGCAUCAUCGUCUUCUCUCCCAAAGGAAAACCUUUUUGCUUUGGUCACCCCAAUGUUGAAACUAUAGUGGAUCGUUAUCUUAGUGGAAACCCUGCUAUGCAUGACCAGGAGGAUGGUUCAGCAACAACCGGCGCUACCCCAAGUUUUGAAGAGUUCAAUGAGGAGUGCCGGGAGGCAUUGGAGAAGCUACAGGAAGAGAAGAAGCGAACUAAAGAGAUUGAAGAAGAGAAAGAAGAGAAGAAAAACAAGGGAGAGUUUUGGUGGGAUGAGCCUAUUGAUGAUAUGGGGUUAGAGGAACUUGAGGCGUACGUUAAAGCCAUGGAGGAGUUGAGGAAUAACGUGGCUAAGAGGGCUAAUGAAUUGAUGGGAGAUGUUUUCGCUUCGGCUACCGUGGCUAAUGCUGAUGGUUUGGGGCAUCGUUUCGCCGAUCAAAAUGGUGGUUUUGGCUCUGGUGGUGGUUAUGGUGAUUUUGGUCUUGGAGGUGAUGGUUUUAAUUUUGGUCAUGGUCCUGGCUUACAUUUUGGAGGUGGGGGACAAUUUUGA